AUGGCUAGUCCUAGUGUGCUUAACUUCGAUGCUGAGGGCCGUGCGGUCGAUUUUAAGGUUUGGGUAGAUGACUUGCAGCUCUAUCUUCAGUGCGACUCUAGGGGCGGAGUCUCGCUGUUCGAUCACACGUCCGGUGUCUUUGUUGCACCUGCUGCCGACGCUGACAUCACCCGUCUCCCUGACUCUCUCCGCUCAGUCAGGGACCACUUUCUCUCCCUUUGCCCCACUGAGCUCACCGUGGACCUGCUCGAGGAGCGACUCCUUGCAGCUGAGACUAGCAUAGUCGCUGUAGGAGCUUCUCGCGGCGACCCUCGCACCCCUUUCUUUGAGGGGUGCUCCCCAGUUCCCCUUUUGACCUCUGUUGCUUCUGCUGCUGCUGUCGACCUCGUUGGCACCGAGGCAGUCGGGGCUGCGUCUGCUCCUAGUGGGAGGCGCCGCAGCUGCAAGGGCACGAGGGGAAAGGGUGGUGGAGGGGACGGCGGGGGCGGCGGUGGUGGCGGUGGAGGAGGUGGAGAGGGUGGGAGUGGAGGUGGGGGUGGAGGCGGGAGUGGGGGCGUCGGUGGCGGCGUUGGAGGUGGAUGCGGCGGCGGUAUCGGCAGUGGGGGUGGUGGCGGCAGUGGUGCUGGUCGGGGUGGAGCCGCGCAGCGAGGCUUUGGCGGUGGCCAGCGCCAGUAG
Messenger RNA from Closterium sp. NIES-65, 675 nucleotides. The record is from the annotation of a GenBank genome assembly. NCBI's taxonomy places the organism in Eukaryota, Viridiplantae, Streptophyta, Zygnematophyceae, Desmidiales, Closteriaceae.